AUGGAUGGCGCGGCUAAGCCUCCAGGGACGGAUUCACGGCGUCCCCCGCCAUGCCCACCCGCCCGGACUACUCAGGCGAUCCAUGAGCACAACCACCGCGGAGGGGGCGGCGCCCGAUGGCCGACCUUCACCCGAACCAUGGCAUGCUCGGCGCCACGUCCACCCGGAACCUCCGCCAUGCGCCUGUUCACUCGUAUCCUGCCCCUGAUGCUGCUGGCCUCCCUGCUCUCCGGCUGCGGCUACAACGCCAUCCAGCAGAAGGAUGAAGCGGUCAAGGCCAGCUGGUCGGAGGUCAUCAACCAGUACAAGCGCCGCGCCGACCUGGUGCCCAACCUGGUGCAGACCGUGAAGGGCUUCGCCAGCCAGGAAGAGCGCGUGCUGACCGAAGUCACCAACGCCCGUUCGCGGGUCGGUCAGAUCAACGUCAACGCCGACGACGAAGCCUCGCUCAAGCAGUUCCAGCAGGCCCAGGGCGAACUCGGCAGCGCGCUGUCGCGGCUGCUGGUGGUCACCGAAAACUAUCCGCAGCUGAAGUCCGACCAGAACUUCCGCGACCUGCAGGCGCAGCUGGAAGGCACCGAGAACCGGGUCACCGUCGCCCGUGGCCGUUACAUCCAGCAGGUGCAGGACUACAACACCUACAUCCGCUCGUUCCCGCAGGUGAUCACCGCCAAGAUCUUCGGCUACAAGACCAAGCCGAACUUCACCGUGGACAACGAAGCGCAGAUCUCCAGCGCGCCGGCGCAGCAGUUGGCGCCGAUUCCGGCGCUGGAUUCGCCGGUGGUCGAUACCACCGGCACGCUCGACGCCGCGCAGAAGCAGGCGCUGGUGCAGCAGGCGACUGACCUGCAGCAGCGCAAGGGCAGCCAGCUGCAGGUGCUGGUGGUGCCCACCACCCAGCCGGAAGACAUCGCGCAGUACACCACGCGGGUCUUCGACCAGUGGCAGAUCGGCCGCAAGGGCGUGGAUGACGGCGUGCUGCUGGUGGUGGCCAAGGAUGACCGACGGGUACGCAUCGAGCCCGGCUACGGCCUGGAGGGCGCGAUUCCCGAUGCCAUCGCCAACCGGGUCAUCCAGGAAAACCUGGUGCCGCGCUUCCGCAGCGGUGACUAUGCCGGUGGCAUCACUGACGCCACCGGUGUGCUGGUCAAGCUGAUCGAUGGCGAGGACCUGCCGGCACCCAUCAGUGGCCAGCGUGGCGGCGAGCCCGACGGCGGUGGCGAUACCUGGUUCCUCGCCCUGUUCAUCGGCGUGUUUGCCGGCAGCAUCCUGCGCGGGGUGUUCUCGCGCGUGCCACGCCCGCUGCGUGGGCUGCUCGGCGGCGGCGGGGCGGCACUGGCGGCGUUCCUGUUCACCUCCACGCUGUUGGCCAGCGGCCUGGCCGGCAUCGUUGGCCUGAUUGUCGCCAUGCUCUCCGGGCACCCGGGCCGCUUUGCCGGCGGCGGUGGCUGGGGCGGUGGCAGCUGGGGUGGCGGAGGCGGCUUCGGUGGAGGCGGUGGCUUUGGCGGCGGCGGUUGGGGCGGCGGCGGUGGCCGUUCCGGCGGCGGCGGCGCAUCGGGAGGCUGGUGA
Molecule: messenger RNA, 1569 nt
Organism: Cylicocyclus nassatus
Lineage: Eukaryota; Metazoa; Nematoda; Chromadorea; Rhabditida; Strongylidae
Source: the annotation of a GenBank genome assembly